UCCAGUUUUACCUUUCAGCAUUGCAACAUGGCACGUGUGUCUACCAUAUUUUUAUUCUUUGUCACAUCUAUACUCGGCACAGGGAGCGUGUCUGAGAUCUGCCGAGGCGCGCACUGUUUCUCUGGCCAGGACUGGAGCAGACCGUGCGUAGGAGCGCACUGCCCGGGGCGCACGGAGGCAGCAGCGUCCAGACGGCAGUUUCAUCACCCCGCACAAUCCAGACAAGGACAAGUCCACCAGAGUUACCAGCAGGACGCUCAUUUCAGCCAUCACCAAGCUCAGAGCGCGCCGUUAACACCGUACAUCAUCCACCCUCAGCAGACAGGCUUUACGCAACAAACGGGCACGGAUGGCGCCAGGAGGACGAACCCGAGGACCAUCACGGCGGAGGUGUUUCAUCCUGGCUGCGCCGGUGGGACUUGUCCGACCACUGUCUCUCAUCGCCAAACGAAUGAAGACGGCGGUGCAACACGGGAGUGCAAAGGGAUCGGAUGUAAACUGCCCCUCCGGAUGCGCCAGAAGCCCAAGCCUUGCGUCGGAGACGCCUGUGGAUCGCACGGAGGAGACGAAGGCAGAGGGAACUCAUCUCCGGUUCACGUGACAGACAGAGCAGCGCAAUUUCUGGAUGAGCUUCCAGACUUCGGCUCGGAACGUGGAGCCUGGAUACAGCUGACAUGCGACAUGAAACCAGGAAACAACGAGGUUCCCUCAGAGGACGCUCUCGUGCUGCAGCUGCAGCUGUCGAAGAGCCAGGAGAAGCUGGUUGAGGCCCUCAGGGGCCAGCAGGACGAGGUCAAGAAGCUGCAGAGGCUCCUGACCGAGCAGCAGGGGACGCUGGUCAACCAGCAGAGAGAAAUACUGGAUCAACAGAGGAGGAUGUACGAACAGAUGGAGCAAGUAAAAUCCCAGUACAACAUGAUGAUGGACAGCAUCAAACAAACGUCUUUCCAGAACCUCCAGGGCGACCUCGACACUCACAUGGAGACCCUGAGCGGGCAGGUUCGAACCCACCAAGCACAACAGGCUCUGGCUUUGCACAAGGUGGACAUGGAGGCCAGUGUGAUGGAGGUGGGUCGCUCUGUGCUGGCCUGUGGCAGCUGUGGCCCAGAGGAGUACUGCGCCUUCAGCAGCGGCCGUCCUCGCUGCGAGAGGUGCACCAUCUGUCCUGCCGGCUUCUUCCUGGUCGCCCAGUGUUCGGUCCACGCAGACAGAAUCUGCCAGGACAGAGAUGAGUGCCUUGAAAUAUCUGAUCUGUGUGGAGAUCAACAGAAGUGUCUCAACACUCCAGGUGGAUUCAGGUGUCAGGGCAUGACAGAGCGAGACGCCAACUCAGGAAUGUGUGGCCACGGCUACUUCUACAACUCGGACAUGGAUGAGUGUCAGGCCUGUAACGAGUGUGACGGAGAGCCUGUAGCUUCACCCUGUACCUUCAGCACAGACACCAUCUGCUCUGGCCCCGCUGCGGGGGACAGCGCCCUCUCUCUGUCCUGGGCCGGAGACGUGAGUCUGUCGGGGACGAAAGGCCACGUCCUGGCUCACGCCUUCCCCAGCGUGCAGCUUCACGUCCAGGGAAGAGGUGAUGCGGGUCUGGUGUCUGUUGAGGACGGGCGUCUGGUGCUCAGGCAGCACGGCCUGGUCUGGCUGGAUGAGAAUCUCUCUGUGAGGCACGGCUGCCGCAGCUUCAUCCAGUUGUGCCUGCGCAUGAACAACACUGACGGCUCUGAGGGUCGAGACCUCAGUGGCGUUAGGGUGGAGCAGCAGGAGGGAAGGUCGCUCCAGAGUGCCAGCAUCAGUGGGGUAGCAGAGGUCGCCCCGGGUCACUUUAUCUCCCUCUUCCUCCGAAGUGCCAGCCACCACUGUAACCAAACCGGUGAGGGUCUGCAGCUGUACGACCCCUCCGCAGCUCCGCUCAGCCUCCUGUGGCUCUCCCAUGACACCGGGGCUGUUGCCAUGACAGCACAGGCGAUGGUGUCCGCACACUACCACACAAACUAUCGCCCAGUCUUCCGCACGACCUCCACCUCGGACCCUUAUGUAGUGGGGCUGACUCAUGACGGCCGUGGGAUCCGCUUUGCUGAAAGUGGCACAGUGCGGUUCGUGUUCCAGCAGGCUUUGUACUCCAUGGGCCAGGCCUGUGUGAGCGAGGGUUUCCAGCUGUUGGCGUACCUCAGCCGUAAUGGAACCGGCAUGGAGCUGUGCCGUACCUUCAAACCAGGCGUCCACUACCGGGACACAUCCAUAUCUCUGUCUGGAGCGGCUAAAGUUGGUCCCGGGGACACACUGGGCUUUGAGAUCCUCUCACCUGCUCAGUGCAACGUUCGCUUCUUUGGCGACGAGACAGGCAUCAGCACCCUCAGUUUGGUUUGGGUCCCCGCUGCCAUUUCCUCCUCUCUGUCUGCCUCAGUGGCUCACACCGGCCUUCCUUCAGGAGCUGUCCGGAACAAGCCGCUGUUCUUCCGCCAGACCAGCGCUCAGGUGUCCCAGAUGAGCCUGCUAGGGAAGGGAUCCACAGAACAGAGACGAGACUUUGUCUUCAGGGAGAGUGGCACAGCCAGUGUCGCUCUGGAUCUCAAACUGAUUCACUCCUGCAACUUGGUCAAGGUGACUCUGCUCAAGCGAAGUGAUCCAGAGGGCUCAGGAGGAGGAGGCAGGGAGGCGGAGGGGGCUCGGCCCAUCUCUCUGGCCCAGCAGGUGGGUGGCCAGAUGCCAGAGGGAAGCCAGUGGGCCAGUGUGAGCCUGCGGGCGUCCUUCCAGGUUCAUAACGGCACAGCGGUGUUCUUCACACUGGACUGUGUACGUGGACGAGUCAACCAGAUCAGUCACCACACAGGAAGUGGAGUGUCAAUCCUCUGGGUGGCAGCAUAAUAAACACAACUUUGCUUUGUUGCUUCUUUAAGUGGUUUCCAGUUCAGUAGACCAGAUGUUAAGCCAUUUGUAGGAUGGACUUUCAUUCGCUUGUUUUUAAAGUAAUCAUUCAACGCACUUAGAAAACACACUUUUUUUUUUACACGAAGAGUUAAAAUGGAAGAAUUACACCACUCUCAUGUCUGUUAAAUAUGAAGCUAGCAGGCAGCUAGCUUAGUUUAGUAAAGCACUGGAAACACAGGGAAGCAGCUAACCUGGCUCUGACAAAAUAUGUCUACAAGCAUCUGUAAAGUUCAUGAGUGAACACGUUAUAUUUCAUUUGUUUUAUUUGUGCAACAUGUAAAAGCAACAAGUUGUGGUUUUAUGCCACGCUAGCUGUUUCCCCAGCUCCCAGUCUUUGCACUAAGCUAAGAUAUGCUAAGCUAAGCUAACUGUCUCUUGGUUGUAUCUUCAUAUUUAUUGGACAGUUAAAGUUAGAUCUUCUCAACUAACUCUAUUUCCAAAACUUUAUACGACUCGUUUAAGCUCAUUUUGUACUGAGUAGCCUGCAACUAUUUUUACUUUUUAUAAAAAUGAUCUUGUAUUAAAAGAAAAGCUCCAAUAUGGACUUUUAUUUAUAUAAAAAAUGUAGCGUUAUGCAUAAACCAUUGUAUUUAUAUAAUGGAAGUAUUAGUACUGUGUAAUGAUUUCUACAGAGGUACAAAUAUUGGCUCUUAGCACACGAUAAUACUGAAGGACACAGUUAAGAUUUCUCUCAUGCAGUUUUCAUCUUUUAUAUGUUCGCGAAUUCCGUGUGUUGUAUUUGUCUGCUUUUAUUUAUGUAAUUCACUUCGUCCAUUGAUGCCAAAGGAGCUUCAGAUCAUUCUCACUGUACAGCAUUUUCUGCUGUCAACAAAAGUGGUUUGCUGGUGCUGGUUUCAGUCAGGAGUGUGUUUUGUAGGUGCAUGUGUUUCAUGUUAGCCGCCAUUUUCUAAUGUGAAUAGCCUAUCUGCUGCAUGCCUUGUUUAGUAACCACUUUCUGCAUAUUAUGGAGUUAAAGAGAGUCAUGUGUUUCACUAAGACCAUUGCUGACAAUAAGCUGUCCUGAAGAGACAGCAUGAUAUUUUGAUAUUCACAUCUUAAGAUAUAGUUUCUGUUUACUCAAACUAAGCUGUAAUAAAGUGUAUAUUUGAUGUUUUAUAGUAAAUCCAAUAAAAAUGAAUUUGUUUUACCAGA
Molecule: messenger RNA, 4080 nt
Organism: Seriola aureovittata
Lineage: Eukaryota; Metazoa; Chordata; Actinopteri; Carangiformes; Carangidae
Exons: 6
Coding region: 28-2865 (945 amino acids)
Molecular function (GO): calcium ion binding; protein binding
Source: RefSeq, a predicted model, not a curated record